AAAUUUCAAAUGUUAUUAUAUUCUCUCAUAAAAUUAAUGCCUUUCAUUCUAAUUUAUUAGCCACUCUCUUCAUGCCAUUACAUAUACAUAAAUAAAUAAAUAAAAUUAUUUUUAUUUAUUUAUUUUCUCAAGAAUCUAGAUUCUUCUUUUCAAAAACCACAUAUAUAUUCAAAAAAAAGAUAAAUCAUUUCUCUUUCUUAAUUUUUCCUCCACUUGUAAAAAUUACAAAAACCUUUCUACCUCUUUCUUCUGCAUUUUGACAAAAAUGGAUGAAUCAAUUGUUUCAAGGUAUUGGUGUCACAUGUGUUCUCAAAUAGUCAAUCCAAUCAUGGAAAUGGUUGAAAUCAAAUGCCCCUUUUGCCAAAGCGGUUUCAUCGAAGAAAUGAACAACAACGAAGAGGGUUCAGAUAAUCCCUCUCAAAGUUCCGAUCUUGGAUCUGAUCGAGCUCUCUCUCUUUGGGCUCCAAUCUUACUAGGAAUGAUGGGUAAUCCCCGUCGCAGGAGAAGAUUCAGAGCUAUGGAUUUCGAUAACGAAGAAGAUGAAGAUGAAGAUGAUGAUGAAAUGGGUUUAAAUUCAAACCCUCACCAUGAAGGUGGAGAUGGAGAUACUGAGUUGGAUCGGGAAUUGGAAUCGUUUAUAAGGAGAAGAAGAAGAAGCUCAGCUAAUAUUCUUCAAUUGCUUCAAGGAAUUCGAGCUGGGUUAGCUUCAGAAUCACAAAAUUCUGAGUCUUUAACAGAAAGAGAUGAAAGAGAACGAGUUAUUUUGAUUAACCCAUUUAAUCAAACACUUGUUGUUCAAAGUCAAAAUGGUAAUGAUAAUAAUCAAAACCCAAUUGGGUCAUUGGGUGAUUACUUUAUAGGACCAGGAUUGGAUAUGUUGCUACAGCAUUUGGCUGAGAAUGAUCCAAAUCGGUACGGGACGCCACCGGCGAAAAAGGAAGCCGUGGAAGCUCUUCCCACUGUGAAAAUUAAGGAGAGUUUGAGUUUGUUGCAGUGUUCUGUCUGUUUAGAUGAUUUUGAGAUUGGUUGUGAAGCUAAAGAGAUGCCUUGUAAGCAUAAAUUUCAUAAAGAUUGUAUUUUGCCAUGGCUUGAGCUUCAUAGCUCUUGUCCUGUUUGUAGGUUUCAGAUUGCUUCUGAUGAAUCUAAGAAUGGUGGUAAUGAUAAUUCUGUGGUUGUUGUUGGAGAAGAAGAAGAAGAAGGAGGAGAAGAAGAAGAACAUAAUGAUGGAGAUGGAAGAAAUGGAAGUAGUAGUGGAAGAAGGUUCUCAUUGUCAUGGCCUUUCAAUUUGUUUUCUUCUUCUUCAUCAUCAACAUCAUCAUCAAAUGGAAAUGGAGGUAGUAAUGGUGGUGGUGGGAGUGGAAAUGGAAAUGGAAAUGGAUUUCAAGCAAAUGAGAAUUGAGUUGAAAAGUUUACAUAUUUUUUCAGGUUCUCUUGUUGUUUUGUUGUUCAUUUUACUAAGUUUGCUUCAAAUUGAAUUGAAUGCUUUUGUGUACAUAGUGCCAAACCUUUUUUACUUGUUGAAUAUGAAGCUACAAAGGUUAUAUAUAAAGCUUGUUUUUUUUUUGGCAUCA
This is a messenger RNA of Cannabis sativa, 1571 nucleotides long. Its product is annotated as E3 ubiquitin-protein ligase SIRP1. The transcript is spliced from 2 exons. Bases 266 to 1399 code for a protein of 377 amino acids. The record is from RefSeq and is a predicted model, not a curated record. NCBI's taxonomy places the organism in Eukaryota, Viridiplantae, Streptophyta, Magnoliopsida, Rosales, Cannabaceae. Gene Ontology annotation, cellular component: cytoplasm. Gene Ontology annotation, molecular function: ubiquitin protein ligase activity. Gene Ontology annotation, biological process: protein ubiquitination.